AAUAUAUGACUGAGAUAUCGUUGUACCGGCUCCUGCGUUCGUUGCUAUAAUAUAACUCGGUCAUUGUUAAAAUGCAGAUCCCGGAAUUUAGUCACGCGAGAGUUCUGCUAUUGACUGUGAUCCUGAACUUCGUUCUCUCCUUUCUCAGUGCGGGGGCAACGACGGAGCUUUCGGAUAUUGGCAAGACAUUAGCGAGCAUCCGUAGAGCCGCAAAAAUUGUCGUAGGAAGUACGGAUAAAGCAGAAAAUUCGUCUCGUUGCGUGAGAGACAUCAAAUUACUUUGGGAAAGUUUUGCCGCUGGAGAAAAAUGGGCUCUGCAAAUGCUGGACGCAUCGUCCAAAAUUCAACCUGGUAUCCUGAAAGGAAAUGUCCACGAUUUGGGAAUGUACGACGAAUGCGAGGAGGUUGGUGUCCGGUACAAUCCCUCGAACAUCACAGGACAACACUGUAUGAUCUCGUUGUUGGUCUCCCCCGAGUUUUUUAGCGAUCCUUCAGUAAUGUUGUUAAUGGAAAGGUUAUCUCCACUGGGUCAGAGUGCCGAAAAUGCCGUGAGUUUGAGCUCGUCUAUUUGUUUGCCUUCGUCCUGUGACGAGAAAGAUGUCUUGAGGAUCAUCCAACGAAUCAGCGAUCGAACACCAGAAUUUUCAAGGUCAGGAACAAGGAUUGCCAAGGUAAUAUGUUCGCGAUCAUCCGAGAAUGACUUGACUCUGCCGGAAAUUCUGACUAUAUUCUUCGUCACCGUGCUUGUGAUUUUCCUGAUAUUUUGCACCAUCUGCGAUCAUCUGGGGGGAAUCGGGAACCAUGAUUCGUCUCAAGCGGUAAAGAUACUGUCGAAAUUUUCGCUCCAAAAAAGUACGCUGGAUUUGUUGAAUUCAAAAACUAAACCGGGCACAAUGUCGGCUAUUCACGGACUGCGAGUAUUAAGCACGUGUUGGGUUGUCCUUGUUCACCGGUGCUUUAUCACUGCGAUUAGUCCUGUUGCAAACCUGGCUGACUUCUUGGCAAAAGAAGAUGCUUAUUUCCAGUGGCAGAGUAGAUGGUACGCAUUGUUCGUUUUCAUGAUAUCUUUUACGGUUGAUGUCUCUUUCGUUGUCAGUGGCUUUCUGACGAGUCACCAGCUUCUGAAAUCCAACGGUUCAUCAGGGAAGAAGUUCAACUUACCCAAGACCUGUUUUCAUCGAUACAUUAGAUUAACACCAUGCAUCGCGGUUUUGAUUCUGUUAACCGCAUUCUGUCUUCGUCACGUCGGAUCUGGCCCAGUAUGGAAACACUUGAUUGGCAUCAUGGUAGACAGUUGCCGAGAGAAUUGGUGGACCAAUCUUUUUUACUUGCAAAAUGUUAUAAAUCCACAGAACAUGUGUUUACCACAUACUUGGCAUUUGGCCGCUGACAUGCAACUAUUUUGGAUAUCUCGAGUCAUCCUGACCGCUUCGUAUUACUGGUCAAAACACACCCGCAGAAUUCUCAGCUUCUCUCUUUUUGUAUCGGUAAUUGUGCCACCGGUUCUCUUUGCCAUCAACGGUCACACAAGCGCAUUCUUGAAAGUCAGAAAUAACACGAGCGUACCGGAGUUCCGGGAAAACUUCGUCAACGUUUACAUGUCCACCGUUCAUCGAUCAUCCGCUUAUCUGGUGGGCGUUGUUCUCGGAUACGUAAUUGCAACGACGAAGCUUCGUCUAUCCAAGCUCCAGGUAGCAAUCCUCUGGACCGUGGCAUGCUCUCUCAUGUCACUGUGUGCCAUUGCCACUUGGCACCUUUACAGCGAUUCCUAUGUCUACGACGUGGUCUUCGAAUCAGCGUACGCAGCCUUUGCUCGACCUGCAUGGGCAAUCGCAGUGGCGUGGAUAAUUUACGCAUGCACUCAGGGCUACGGGGGUCCCAUCGCGGAGACGCUUUCAUGGCCAGGUUUUCUACCUCUGAGUCGACUCUCGUAUUGCGUUUAUUUGGUCCAUCUUGUGAUACAGGUUUCGACUGCAGCUGUGACCCGGACUUCGGUCGUGUUUUUGAAGUUUCAAAUCUUUCAUUUGUUUUGGGGUGAUCUGGCGAUCUCAAUUGGAAUGGCCUUUCUGUUCAAUAUUUUCAUUGAAGCCCCGGUGAUGGUUCUCGAAAAAAGUUUCAAAGGUUUUCACUGGAGUUGGGACACGUCACGGCUGAACUUUGUGAAAAUGAUUGGCAAGACAUACGCAAGAGGGAAAUCUGUGAAAUUUGAAUGCACAACGAAGAUUGUGCAGGUUGCACAGUCAGCCGCUAAGGCUGGCCUCUGGAUCAUCAAUAGGAGUGUGAUAGAUAAUAGUCGCUGUUCGGUAUUUCAUAUAUUUGCUCUGUUAUCGCUGUGUGCAUUCUGGACGUAUUGUUCACUCGAAUCAGACCAAUUCAAUCUCAGUAGCAAAAUGUUUUUGAUCCAUUGCGGGCAUGCGACAGUUUUACUGUUCGCUUUGUUGCAAAGUUUAGCUUCCGCGGUAUCGGUGAAUGAUGCGGAAAACACUAAGGCAGUGCUCCAACAGGCCUUCGACGACCUGCGAUCUCCGUUGAGGGAUGAAAUCAUUUCUGCAGUAAGAUCGUCCGAUUCUACUUGCGAGGAGGAACUCGCAGCAUGGAAUCAGGCAAUUCAAUCCGGUCAGCUGUGGGCGCUGCAAAUGUUGGAUGCAGCUUCGAAAAUUCAGUCGGGAAUCCUGAACGGUAACAUACGUGACCUCGGGAUGUACGGCGAGUGCAUCGGGGCCAAUGGUCAGUACAAUAACGUCACUGUUCAGGGAAAGCAUUGCAUGAUUGCACUUGGCUUGGCGUCCAAUACAUCCAGCAAUGCAACCAGCGAUACGUCCAUGGGGAUCACGACUUCGUCAAUUUGCGUGCCAUCGUCUUGCAAUGAGACCGAUGUUGUGGAGCUUAUAAAUAGCGUUCUUAAUAACACCACGAUCAUCAGCGACUUAGGACUUACAGUUAAUACAGCGAGCUGUACGCCCUUAGAAUAUGGAGAUUUCACCGUCGAAGAAAUUUUGACAAUAACAUUCUUUUCGACGAUUGGAGCGUUCGUCGUGGGGUGCACCAUUUGCGAUUUCGUGCGAAGACGCGAAUAUGCUGCAGAGUUUACUUUAAUGAACACUCUGGCGAAAUUUUCUCUGUACACCAACACGCUCAACAUUUUUAAAAUGAAAGUCACCCCUGAAACUCUGCCAGCUAUACAUGGCAUUCGAUUCUUGAGCACAUGUUGGGUCGUGUUCGGUCAUCGUUACGUCACGUCAUUGUUGAGGCCGAUGGUUAACCUCUUGGAUAUUCCGGAAUGGUUGAAUUCGUGGACUUCUCUUUACAUCUUGUUGGGACCGUUUGCCGUCGACACUUUCUUCGUGGUCAGUGGAUUUUUAAUGAGUCAUCUGCACUUCAAGGCGAUAAAAGCUGGAAAGAAUAUCAAUUUGCCGAUGAUGUACCUUCACCGUUACCUUAGAUUAACGCCAUGCGUCGCCGCGAUCGUGUUAUUCACGGCUGUUCUGCUCCAUCGCACUGCAAACGGUCCCGUAUGGAACACGAUGACCUUCAUCGUACAACCUUGUCGUGACAAUUGGUGGGUCAAUUUAUUGUACGUACAGAACUUCGUACGCAAGGAAGAAAUGUGCUUGCCUCACACCUGGUACUUGGCUGUUGACAUGCAACUCUUCUGGAUAACUCCACUAAUCUUCUAUCCGUUGCAACGCUGGCCAAAAAUUGGACUUGGUAUUCUCGGAAGCUUUCUUGUGGCCUCUGUGGUUACGCCAGGUGUCGUUCUUGGUGUAAACGGCUACUCCAACGCACUCAUCAAUUUCGAGCUGGGGCUAGGAUCGCUGGACGCCUUCUACAAGUUUUACAUACCCACUUACAAUCGAGCCUGUGCCUACUUCGUCGGAAUCAUAUUGGGUUACUCCACGAUAAAUCGGAAAAGGCUGUUCACUCCGGUAAGCGCAUCAAUCGCCUGGGCUGUCGCCGCUGUGCUUCUGAUAUUUUGCGCCGGUGCUACUCAUCAUUCCUACAACAGUAAUUAUGCGUAUAAUCUGGCGGUGGAAAUUUUUUACGCCUUAAUAUUGCGUCCAUGCUGGUCCAUCGCCAUAGCUUGGAUGAUUUACGCGUGUACUCACGGCUACGGAGGUCCCAUCACUCGCUUUUUAUCGCUACCAUUCUUCCUGCCUCUGAGUCGAUUGUCAUAUUGCAUAUAUCUGGUGCAUUUUGUGAUUCAAUUGGCGAAGAAUUCAGCUUCGCAAGUUCCUACCUUAUUUUCAAAUUUUGACUUGUUUAACGAGUACAUAAGUGAUCUGCUGCUGGCCAUCCCGAUAGCAUUUGUCUUCAGUUUAUUUAUCGAAUCUCCAGUUAUAGCAUUAGAGAAAAUUCUCACAAGUCGUGGUGGGAAACCAGAACCUCUGAGAAAGUUGAAAACUGACAACGAAAAGAAGACUGGGAUUCGUAACGAUGGGAUGGAUGAAUGCUGAUCUCAAAGUUUAUAAUGCUUAACUUACAUCCUUACGUCUUCGUUCCUUUUUUCACCUUGCCUGUAUCUUAUUUAUAAUUUAAUAAAUAAAAGUUAUUUCAUCUGUACUGCAGUGUCACGUUGGAUUCACGUCAAAUUCCAUCUAGCGCGAAAUAGUGUAUAUUAUAUAUGUUAAUUACAUAGAAUAAUCAGCCAAUAACCGAG
Messenger RNA from Neodiprion fabricii, 4657 nucleotides. RefSeq lists its product as uncharacterized. Gene Ontology annotation, molecular function: acyltransferase activity, transferring groups other than amino-acyl groups. The record is from RefSeq and is a predicted model, not a curated record. NCBI's taxonomy places the organism in Eukaryota, Metazoa, Arthropoda, Insecta, Hymenoptera, Diprionidae. The transcript has 21 exons. Bases 72 to 4454 code for a protein of 1460 amino acids.